AUGGAUGUAAUCUUUGAAGUGCAAAGAGGAAGACAAUUCUCAAUAGAAGUAGGUUUCUUUGAUACUAUUUUGGAAAUCAAAGAUAAAAUUCAAAAGUAUCAAGGAAUUCCAAUCUCUAAACAAACCCUAGUUUUCAAUGGCCAGAUUCUCCAAGACGAUGGUGAUAUUUGGAAGUGCGCGAUUUUUCAAAACUCGCGCAUUCAACUAAUGGUCGCCGCCACUGAUUCUGAUCAUCAGAAACCACCUAUGGAUCGAGAAACCAAAUUUCACCUCAAUGUCAAAACUCCUUCGUCGAAAUCUCACAUUUCUAUUGAAAUCGACAAGAAUGAUACCGUUUCAAAGCUUAAAGAAAAAAUUCACGACAUUGAUCAAAAUAAUGUCUCACUGAACAAUGUCAUUUUGCAUGCAACUGGAACGGAAUUGCAUGAUAAUCAGCUCUUACGUGAUUGUGAUGUUUCGGAGAAUAGCGAAAUUGAGGUGAGUUUUAAGCCACAGGUACCGGUGGCUCCUGCGAUUGUUGGUGGUGGAGGUGGAAACGGAAGCGGCUGUGGAGCUUCGAAAAAGUUGAAGCUGAUGGUUUUGCCUAAAAGUGGAACAAAGAAAGUUCCUGUUGAAAUGAAUGCUUCUGAUAAUGUUGGAGAAUUGAGAAAAGAGCUUCAAAAAUUGAGUCAAAGGCUUCAAUUUCAUCUUCCACCAGAAGGUUAUUUUUUCAUUUAUAAACAAAAUGUUAUGGAUGAUGAUAAGUCUUUCCGAUGGCACCGUGUUUGUCCAGGCGAUACCAUUGAAAUCUUUAAUGGUAGUGUCACUGGUGGAUCAUGA
Vicia villosa (hairy vetch) is the source of this 819-nucleotide messenger RNA. RefSeq names its product ubiquitin domain-containing protein 7SL RNA1-like. NCBI's taxonomy places the organism in Eukaryota, Viridiplantae, Streptophyta, Magnoliopsida, Fabales, Fabaceae. Gene Ontology annotation, biological process: proteasome-mediated ubiquitin-dependent protein catabolic process. Gene Ontology annotation, molecular function: ubiquitin binding; polyubiquitin modification-dependent protein binding; proteasome binding. The record is from RefSeq and is a predicted model, not a curated record. Gene Ontology annotation, cellular component: cytosol; nucleoplasm. Bases 1 to 819 code for a protein of 272 amino acids. The transcript has a single exon.